Molecule: messenger RNA, 3778 nt
Organism: Hemibagrus wyckioides
Lineage: Eukaryota; Metazoa; Chordata; Actinopteri; Siluriformes; Bagridae
Gene: prickle3
Product: prickle homolog 3
Exons: 11
Coding region: 285-2693 (802 amino acids)
Molecular function (GO): zinc ion binding
Source: RefSeq, a predicted model, not a curated record
UGACUGGGCUCAGCUGAGAGAACAGCCCGGUCCUGUAGGUGUAGCCCGUUUACUUAUUCACGCGCUGUUCACCUCGGGGCAACUUCUCUCCGCGAGCUGCCCUCCUUAAAACUCCUGAUGACGUGACGUACCGGAAUCCGGGGCUAAAGAUAAACAUCAGCGUCCGGUGUGUCGAUACGGGAAUUAACCGCCACAUAUGAGGCAUUUCCAUGUGGAGCGACUCGCUUGAGUUUGCUCGGUGAAAGCUUGUCCGGACGCACGCGCUCUAAUUUGGACCUCGCGACAUGUUCACGCGCGGCUCGAAAAAGCGCCGCUCGAACCGAUCGCAGGAGGAAGAUCCUGACCGAGGGCAGCCCUGCAUGCGAUGUGGAGAACAAUGUCCGGGUUUGCGCAUGCACGGCUGGAGGAAGAUCUGUGUGCACUGUAAGUGUGUGCGAGAAGAGCAUGCAGUGCGCUCCGUACCCGGACAGCUGGAGAAGAUGAUGAUGAAGCUGGUGUCCGACUUCCAGAGGCAUUCCAUCUCGGACGACGACUCGGGAUGUGCCUCGGAGGAGUACGCCUGGGUGCCGCCUGGUCUCAAGCCCGAACAGGUAUAUCAGUACUUCAGCUGUAUUCCUGAGGACAAGGUGCCAUAUGUCAACAGCCCUGGAGAAAGAUAUCGCAUUAAACAGCUCCUCCAUCAGCUCCCUGCCCAUGACAGUGAGCCGCAGUACUGCAACUCUCUGGAUGAGGAGGAGAAAAAGGAACUGCGGUUGUUCAGUCAGCAGAGGAAGAGAGAGAACCUAGGCCGCGGCAUUGUGCGUCUAUUUCCUGUCACCAUGACCGGAGCCAUCUGCCAGCAGUGUGGAAGGCAGAUUUAUGGAGGUGAUAUAGCUGUGUUUGCCUCUCGUGCGGGACACGGGACAUGCUGGCACCCUCAGUGCUUCCAGUGUGCCACCUGCAGCGAGCUGCUCGUCGACCUCAUCUACUUCUACCAGGACGGCCAUAUCUACUGCGGACGUCACCACGCCGAGCGCAUCAAACCACGCUGUCAGGCCUGUGAUGAGAUCAUUCUGGCAGACGAGUGCACGGAGGCGGAGGGACGCCACUGGCACAUGAGGCACUUCUGCUGCUUUGAGUGCGAGACGGCGCUCGGCGGUCAGCGCUACAUCAUGCGAGAGAGCCGGCCGUACUGCUGUACCUGCUACGAGUCUCUCUACGCCGAGUACUGCGAUACCUGCGGAGAGCACAUCGGUAUAGAUCAGGGGCAGAUGACGUACGAGGGGCAGCACUGGCACGCAUCCGAGGCGUGUUUUUGUUGUGCCCGCUGUCAGUUGCCCCUGCUGGGCAAACCCUUCCUCCCCCGCAGGGGACUCAUCUUCUGUUCCCGACCCUGCUCUCUUGGAGAAGACCCCAAUAACUCUGACUCCUGUGACUCGGCCCUGCAGUGUAAAGCGACCUCACACAAACUCGUACAUCAACAGCAGCAAGAACGCAAUUCUCCUCUGUGGCCACCAGAAGGCAGCAAUCUCACCACUGCAACUGCUAAACUGUCCACCGCAACCAAAUCAUCCCCUUUAUCAGAAAGCAGAGGCGUCCACACUUCACUUUUCCAUUUACAAAAUGGCCGCCCUCCACCUCCACCUUAUGGACAUGUUCACUCUCAAAGCUCAUAUUCUCCUUCCUUGGCCAAUGGUUGGGGGCCGCUGUUAAACUCGGACUGCUCAAACAAGGAGGAGCACUCAGGGUUGGAGUACACGGUGGAGCUGAACGGAUACGCUGAAUUCGGGCCUUUUCCACCAAGCUGUACUUCCAGAGGAACCUCGACAGCAAAGGACACUGGGACACUGGAGAGUAGCUCAGAAAAUCUUCCUCAGCCCCACCCUUCACCCGAGGUUGACUCCCUAGAAGACACAGACUUUUUCCCACCACCUCCACCCCCUGUCUUUAUUGGCCCCGAUAAUUUACCAAUCCUGUCCCCACCCGAUGAGCCCCACCCCUCGCCCCCUCCAGCCCAAUUUGGGCGAAGCAGCACAGCCAGGGUCAGCUUCAGGGAGCCGAUCAGCUCCAGCUAUUCAGUGGAGGAGGAUGAGGACGAGGAGGUAGAGGAGGUUGGGGUUGAAAUGGAGAGAAAAGAGGAAAAUGAGCUUGAGCAGGAAGAAGAGGAAGAUGAAGCUGAUGGGGGCUUGGGACGCAGACUACACCUGCGAGCUGGAAUGCCACCUCAGAUGGAUCUUUUGGACGGCGCGUACCGUCGCAGCUUCCGUCAGGGAUGUCCAAGUCCAACCGGACGAAGCCGCCUGGUCUCGGACUCCCCCCUCCACCUGGGCACUGAGAAACACUUCCGUCGGCCCAGACGCGACAGACCUCGUCUAGACACUCUGGAGUGGAGAGGAGGAGAGAGAGAGCAUGCCUCACGUCCACACUCCAUCACCUCCCCCGAAGAUGGAAAUUCCCGCUUGACGCUUCACUCCACCCGCUACAGACACGAGGACUCCUGCUCCACCUGUUCGUCCUCCUCCGACUCAGAAGAAGAGGGCUUCUUCCUCGGCCAGCGCAUUCCUCUACCUCCUCAGCUGACGGGGGAAAAAGAGAGUGAGGGAGAGAGAGGAGAUACGGAGGGGAAAGCCAAGAGAGGGAGUCUGAGGAGGAGGAGGACACAGAGUCUCAGUGCGAAGGACAAAGACAAGGACAAAAACUGCAUAUUGUCUUAAGGGAAAGAAUGAUGGAGGAAUCUGUGCCGAUUCAUGCUUAGUGAACUGAUGUUUCAGGCAUUCAUGUCCGAGUUUAAAGUGAAUUUUCUUAAUUUUCCUGCUUGAACACGCCUGCUUAAUAACCAAGUGAAAAAGCUGCACACCAAAACAGCUAGUAAUGACCUGAUGAUUAACUGUUUUAAAACAGAUGGAAACUAACAAAUGCAAAAUAAAAUAAUUUUGCGGAGAGGUUCAGCAAACCAAAAAAUCUUUUGCAUCACUUCCCCUGUUAUCAAGGCUUAUUUGUUGGUAUAACAGUAAGAGUUACCAGAAUUGCAGUAAAGUCUGCCAAAAAAAUGUUAUUACAAAUGAUAUUAUCAGCAUAACAACUUCAGUGAAAUGACUGAAGUGUAAUGAAAUGACUUAAGUAGACUGUACAAUAAUGUCAGAGUUAAUUAGGAUUUGGUACGGUUUGUGGAAAAACAAGAUCAAGAACAUUGGAGUAUCAUCGAAAAUUUUAAAUUGAUUUGAAUAUUUAGAGAUUAAGCAUUUCUUGUUUUAUUUAGAAAACUCAAUGUACACCAAUCAGGCAUAACAUUAUGAGCAGUGAGAGGUGAAGUGAAUAAGACUGAUGAUCUCCUCAUCAUGGCACCUGUUAGUGGGUGGGAUAUAUUUGGCAGCAAGUGAACAUUUUAUCCUCAAAGUUGAUGUGUUAGAAGCAGGAAAAAUGGGCAAGCGUAAGGAUUUGAGCGAGUUUGACAAGGGCCAAAUUGUGAUGGCUAGACGACUGGAUCAGAGCAUCUCCAAAACUGCAGCUCUUGUGGGGUGUUCCCGGUCUGCAGUGGUCAGUAUCUAUUAAAAAUAUACUGUAAGUCCUGUAAGUUGUAACUUAGAAGACUUAAAGUAUCUGCUGCUAACAUUUUGGUGCCAGAUACCACAGCACACCUUCAGGGAUCUAGUGGAGUCUAUAUCUCGAAGGGUCUGGGCUGUUUUGGCAACACAAUAUUAGGCAGGUGGUCAUAAUGUUAUUCCUGAUCGGUGUAUAUUUAAUUGAACAAAAAUUUUCCAGGUGAUCUCAGAUUUUUGAACCAGAUGUUUAUGUAUAU